AUGCGGGGGGCUCUGACGCCCCUGUCUUCGCUGCUGCUGCUGCUGCUGGGGUGCGGGCCGAGGGCGGCCACCGGAGGCGGGGCCGGCGGGGCCGCGGGCUACGCGCCGGUGAAGUACGUGCAGCCGAUGCACAAAGGACCCGUGGGGCCGCCCUUCCGCGAGGGCAAGGGCCAAUACCUGGAAAUGCCUCUUCCGUUGCUGCCGAUGGACCUGAAAGGCGAGCCUGGUCCGCCUGGGAAACCCGGGCCUCGGGGGCCCCCUGGCCCUCCUGGCUUCCCAGGAAAACCGGGCACUGGAAAGCCAGGGCUCCAUGGGCAGCCUGGCCCUGCCGGCCCCCCUGGCUUCUCCCGGAUGGGCAAGGCUGGUCCCCCAGGGCUCCCGGGCAAGGCUGGACCACCAGGACAGCCAGGGCUUCGGGGUGAGCCAGGGAUACGAGGGGACCAGGGCCUUCGGGGGCCCCCAGGACCUCCUGGCCUCCCUGGGCCCUCAGGCAUUGCUGUCCCUGGAAAGCCAGGCCCCCAAGGGGUGCCAGGGCCCCCAGGAUUCGGAGGGGAGCCAGGGCCCCAGGGGGAGCCGGGGCCCCCAGGGGAUCGAGGCCUCAAGGGGGAUAAUGGAGUGGGCCAGCCAGGGCUACCUGGGGCCCCAGGGCAGGGGGGUGCCCCUGGACCCCCUGGCCUCCCUGGUCCAGCUGGCUUGGGCAAACCAGGUUUGGAUGGGCUUCCUGGGGCCCCUGGAGAUAAGGGUGAGUCAGGGCCUCCCGGAGUACCAGGGCCUAGGGGGGAGCCAGGGGCUCUGGGCCCAAAAGGGCCCCCUGGGGUGGAUGGUGUGGGGAUGCCAGGGGCAGUAGGGGUGCCAGGGCCACAGGGCCCAGCAGGGGCCAAAGGGGAACCAGGAACCCGGGGCCCCCCUGGCCUGAUAGGCCCCACUGGCUAUGGGGUACCGGGACUGCCAGGCCCCAAAGGGGACAGGGGCCCAGCUGGGGUCCCAGGACUCUUGGGGGACAGGGGUGAGCCAGGUGAGGACGGGGAGCCAGGGGAGCAGGGCCCACAGGGCCUUGGGGGGCCCCCAGGACUUCCAGGGUCUGCAGGACUCCCUGGCAGACGUGGGCCCCCUGGACCCAAGGGGGAGACAGGGCCUGGAGGACCCCCAGGAAUGCCUGGUAUUCGGGGUGACCAGGGGCCUAAUGGCCUGGCUGGGAAACCUGGGCCUCCAGGAGAGAGGGGGCUCCCUGGGGCCCAUGGACCCCCUGGACCAACUGGGCCCAAAGGUGAGCCGGGUUUCACGGGCCGCCCUGGGGGACCAGGGGUGGCAGGAGCCCUGGGGCAGAAGGGCGACUUGGGGCUCCCUGGGCAGCCAGGCCUAAGGGGCCCCUCAGGAAUCCCAGGGCUCCAGGGCCCAGCUGGUCCUCUCGGGCCCCAGGGACUGCCAGGCCUGAAGGGUGAACCCGGCUUGCCAGGGCCGCCUGGAGAGGGGAAAGUGGGGGAACCCGGAGUGGCUGGGCCCACAGGGCCCCCUGGGGUCCCCGGUUCCCCAGGACUCACUGGCCCUCCUGGGCCUCCGGGGCCUCCCGGUCCCCCUGGUGCCCCUGGGGCCUUUGAUGAGUCUGGCAUCGCCGGCCUGCACCUGCCCAAUGGUGGCGUGGAGGGCGCUGUGCUGGGCAAGGGGGGCAAGCCGCAGUUCGGACUGGGAGAGCUGUCGGCCCACGCCACACCCGCCUUCACCGCCGUGCUCACCUCACCCUUUCCUGCCUCGGGUAUGCCUGUCAAAUUUGACCGGACUCUCUACAAUGGCCACAGUGGCUACAACCCGGCCACCGGCAUCUUCACCUGCCCUGUGGGCGGGGUCUACUACUUCGCUUACCACGUGCACGUCAAGGGCACCAAUGUGUGGGUGGCCCUGUACAAGAACAACGUGCCAGCCACGUACACCUAUGAUGAAUACAAGAAGGGCUACCUGGACCAGGCAUCCGGUGGGGCCGUGCUCCAGCUGCGGCCCAACGACCAGGUCUGGGUGCAGAUGCCGUCGGACCAGGCCAACGGCCUCUACUCCACCGAGUAUAUCCACUCCUCCUUUUCAGGGUUCUUGCUCUGCCCCACAUAA
Molecule: messenger RNA, 2100 nt
Organism: Callorhinus ursinus (northern fur seal)
Lineage: Eukaryota; Metazoa; Chordata; Mammalia; Carnivora; Otariidae
Gene: COL8A2
Product: collagen type VIII alpha 2 chain
Biological process (GO): extracellular matrix organization
Molecular function (GO): protein binding; extracellular matrix structural constituent conferring tensile strength
Source: RefSeq, a predicted model, not a curated record